ACUACGUGCCACUAGUCAUGGUUUAGCUGCUCCGUGAUGAUAGGCAGGAGUGCUACCGGAGGAGCUUGCGCAGUCACUGACAGAGCGGAAACGCUAAUAUAUGGCUUCCUGCAGCUCUUGAGCCAUGCCUCAAACGGCAGGAUGUCUUUCUCGCAUGUGAUCUGCCACUUCAAGAAGGUACAAAACUGCGCAUACGGAUCAAGAUGUCGUGGACGGUGUUUCAAGGUUCUGUUCUCCUGUUCCACUGUGUUGACGCUCUACCACGAUGGUUGACUUCGACCUCUCUCCGCAACAGCAAGCGAUUCGAGCUGGCGUUCACGCCUUUGCCACUACCCACUUGAAGGAUGCCAGAAAAACCUAUGAAGCGGCAGUCAAGAAGCCAAACGCAGAAUGGAGUGACGGCUUCCGCUCUACGCAAUCUAUCUACGCUGAAGCCGUAAAGGCAGGUUUGAUUAAAGCGCAGAUACCGGAGCGGCUUGGAGGUACUGGAGGAGCCCUCAUCGAUGCGGCAAUCGUUGUAGAGGAGAUGUACGCAGUAGAAACUAGCGCAUCCUCAACCAUCCUUGGGACUGGUCUGGGUUUGAGUCCCUUGUUGAUUGGGGGCUCAGAGGAGAUGCAACGACGGCUCCUGGUGCCGUUUCUGAGCGGAGAAGGCUCACCAAUGGCUAGCCUUGUUUUUCCAGAGCCUGCAGGCAGCGCAAACUACGCGGAGGUCGGAAGCGCCGGUCUGUGUACGGUUGCUGUUGACAAAGGCGACCACUUUGUCAUAAGCGGAGAGAAGAUAUGGGCAACCAACCACGGAGGCUGGAACGACCGAGGCGCAGAUCUUCUAUGCAUCUGCUGUCGAGUCGAGGAUGCAGGCCCAGACAUGCGCAGUCAAACCGCCAUAAUCGUGGUCACUCGCGAGGACGUUGCUUCCAACGAUCCGUCAGCCUUCCAACUUCUCGCCCACCCACAACCAGUCGGCCACACAGCAGUCAACGGCCCACACAUCCGUUACAACAAACUGCGAGUCCCCAAGAACAACGUCCUCCACCAGGCAAAGGCGCGGAUGUCAUCGAAGCAGCCUCCACCGGCUCUGCGGCGUUAGUCUGCGCCAUUGGAGUAGGAAGUAUGCGGCAGGUCUUCGACCACGUCCUUGCUUGGGCGAAGCGGGAAAAGCGCGGCACGAGCGAGAUUAUGCUCAAGAAGCAGAGCGUGGCCGAUCUUCUAAUCAAGAUCAAAGUCCGUUGCGAGGCAGCCAGAGCGCUGUGCUGGAAGGCGACCUGCGCGUUCGACAAGGACCCAUUCAGUAAGGCGGCGGCGGAGUUGUGUUCCGAAGCGAAGAUCUUCGGCAGCGAGAGCGCUGUGGAGAGUGUGAUGGAUGCGAUCAACCUGGUU
Molecule: messenger RNA, 1380 nt
Organism: Baudoinia panamericana UAMH 10762
Lineage: Eukaryota; Fungi; Ascomycota; Dothideomycetes; Mycosphaerellales; Teratosphaeriaceae
Exons: 2
Coding region: 266-1090 (274 amino acids)
Biological process (GO): butyrate catabolic process; fatty acid beta-oxidation using acyl-CoA dehydrogenase
Molecular function (GO): flavin adenine dinucleotide binding
Source: RefSeq, a predicted model, not a curated record